Molecule: messenger RNA, 868 nt
Organism: Juglans microcarpa x Juglans regia
Lineage: Eukaryota; Viridiplantae; Streptophyta; Magnoliopsida; Fagales; Juglandaceae
Product: cysteine-rich repeat secretory protein 38-like
Exons: 1
Coding region: 6-734 (242 amino acids)
Source: RefSeq, a predicted model, not a curated record
CAAAAAUGUCCUCCUCGCAGUUCACCUCCUCUGUCUACCUGCUAACAUUUGCUCUCCUUCUCCAAACCAUUUUUGGAGCCAGCCCUCUCUUCCAUUUCUGUUCAAGCUCUGAAAACUUCACCACCAAUGACCCUUACGAAUCAAACCUAAAAAAGCUCUUGGGUAAUCUUAACUACCAAACCCCACCCCAGGGCUUUGGUUUUGGUACAGCGGGUCAGCAUCCAUACCAAACUUAUGGGCUUGCUCUUUGUCGCGGUGAUGUUGGAGCAUCAGACUGCAAGACUUGUGUUAAUGAGGCGAGCAACGAAAUUCACAAACGCUGCCCAUAUAACAAAGGUGCAAUUAUCUGGUACGAUAAUUGUCUUUUGAAGUACCUGAACAAGGACUUCUUUGGCCAAAUCGAUAAUCAAAACAAGUUCUACAUGUGGAACUUGAGAAAUGUUAGCAAUCCCACCACAUUUAACGAACAGACGAGGGGGCUGUUGAGCCUACUAGCAAAAGAAGCAUCCGCGACUCCAAAACUGUAUGCAGUUGGAGAGCAAGAGAUUGGAGAAUCGAAAAAGCUCUAUGGCUUGGCCCAAUGCACUAGGGAUCUCUCUAGUAGUGACUGUUUCAAGUGUCUUGAUGGUAUUAUUGAUGAACUUCCUCGCUGUUGUGGUGGGAAAGAAGGAGGAAGAGUUGUCAGUGGGAGUUGCAACUUCAGAUACGAGAUUUACCCCUUCGUCAACACAUAGAUCAAGAUAUAUAUAAAUCAUAAGGGUUAUUAUAUAUAUAUAUAUAUAUAUAUAUAUAUAUAUAUAUAUCUAGGGUUUCUGAAUCUUCUACAGGUUCUUAAGCAAAAUAAAGUGUGCGUGUAUGAAUAAGUUUA